AUGCUACCGGAACGCCAAGCUUUCUCUUGGUUAAUCCUGUGUCCCACGGCCAUUGUGACCAACUGCUUGGCUGCAUUAACCAUCACACACUACAAACGUGCGUACAUAGGGACAGACAUGAUUAUUAUCUGUUUACUGUCAACCAUGGCUAUGAACGCUGGACUCUUGCUUGCACCUGCCAUCUUUGUUAUGCUCAAUAUUCAGUCAUGGCCCCAUGAUUUCUGCCUUUUCUACAUUUGGGCAUUCGGUUUUUUACGUUCAAUGGGUCUUGUUGGCCUAUUCGUUCUUAGUUUCCACUGGUCAUACCUCUCCAGAAUGACCCCUUUGCACCGAGUUCAGACUUCCAGCCGUCCCGUCAUAUGCGCUUUGAUUGUUAUAGUUCUCAUCUCCGUUGUGGUUGGACUCUUACCCUUGGUUCGAAUGAUGAUGAGAGAAUCGGCUGGCACCGAAAGUUCUGAAGAGUCAAGUUCUGUGAUUCUUCUGUCGUCUAUCUUCGACGAGAAAAAACAGGUACCUAGUCCAUCUAUAUCUCUCUAUCUAUCAUCUAUCUAUCUAUCUAUCUAUUCAAAAUUAUUCUAUAUAUCUAUCUAUCUAUCUAUCUAUCUAUCUAAUCUAUUUAAUUUGAUUCAAAAUCUAUCUAUUUCAUAUCUCUUUUGUCCAGAUAAAUCUGUCCAUCUCUUCGUUUAUCUAUUUAUCUAUUUUUGUCUCUUUCUAUCUAUCUAUUCAUAUAUAUAUCUAUAUCUAUCUAUAUAUCUAUCUAUUAUUAUAUAUAUCUAUCUAUCUAUUUAUUUGUCUCUUCAUUAUCUAUCUAUCUAUCUCUUCAUUAUCUAUCUAUCUGUUUAUUUGUCUCUUCAUUAUCUAUCUAUCUAUCUAUCUAUCUAUCUAUCUAUCUCUUCAUUAUCUAUCUAUGUGUUUAUUUUCAAAAGCAUCGUGAAAUUUUUCUUCGCAUCGAAAUCAUUGGCAACGCUUUCUGUAGACAAAACCAUUCGUACUGAUUCGCCUCCCGAUUUUAUAACACUCUUCACUUUCUUACUCUUUUCUCUCUCUCUCUCUCUUUCUUUCUUUCUUUCUUUCGCUUUUUCCAUUGUUCCUUUUCCCCACUUCAUUUCGUUUCAUUAUUACGUUUCGUGUUUUCUUUUUUUGUUGUUGCUUUCUGACGUUCCUUUUCUUUAUUUCUUACUUUUUCGUUCUUUUCUUUCUCUUUCUUUCUUUAACUGCGUUUUUUUCUUUUUCUUUCUUACUAUUUUUAUUUUUUUUCUUUCUUCAUGUUUUCUUUUCUUUCUUUUUUUUUUACGUUCUUUCCUCGUUUCUACGCAUUUUUCUUCCUUUCUUUCUUAUACUGUUUUCGCUUUCUUUCUUUCUUUUUUCUUUCUUUCUUUCUUUCUUUCUUUCAACGCCCUUUCCGCUUUCUUUCUUGUUUUUUACUUUCUCUUUUACGGAUUUUUCUUUCUUUCUUUCUUUCUUUCUUUCUUUCUUUCUUUCUUACACAUUCUGCUUUCUUUCUUUCUCUCAACAUUCUAUGCACUGAGCUCUCUACGGAUCUAUCUUUUUUAUAUUAAAAAAAAACAAAUACUUAUCCUUUACACGUAUGAAUUUGAUAUUAUCUAUCUAUCUAUCUAUCUAUCUAUCUAUGUGUGUGUGUGUGUUUAUGGAGCCAAACAUUAA
Molecule: messenger RNA, 1665 nt
Organism: Acanthosepion pharaonis
Lineage: Eukaryota; Metazoa; Mollusca; Cephalopoda; Sepiida; Sepiidae
Source: the annotation of a GenBank genome assembly